AUGUCGAUGCUUAUCCUACCUCAGCAUGACUGUCGUCAUAAGGAUGGUACCACCGUCCCAAUUGUGGAAUUUACCAAAGGUCAUCAACCGGAUGAUCAUCACCAGGUUGGCCAGUUUCCAGCCCAUUUCCAGCCCAUUUCCAGCCCACGUCCUCGCAGUGCGAAUUGCGAGAAGCUCAGGAUGUCUGCGCCGCGCUUGGGCCUCGGCAGUGCUUCGGAGGUGGAGGCCAGCUACACCUUGGAGGGCGGUUAUGGCACUGAAGCCCUGCCCGAUGGCACUGGCGCGUGGUUGGCGCACCGGGCGCAGGCCGAUGUGCCUGGCAGUGGGCCAGGCAACGACUGGGUCUCUGAGGCGUUGAGGCGUUCAGGGAUCCGGAGGACAAGCUGGGCACAAAUCUGGCGGAAGCAGCAGCUUUCAAAGUCCCGGGUGCCAGGUUGA
Molecule: messenger RNA, 438 nt
Organism: Cladocopium goreaui
Lineage: Eukaryota; Dinophyceae; Suessiales; Symbiodiniaceae
Source: the annotation of a GenBank genome assembly